Molecule: messenger RNA, 2052 nt
Organism: Venustampulla echinocandica
Lineage: Eukaryota; Fungi; Ascomycota; Leotiomycetes; Helotiales; Pleuroascaceae
Product: C6 transcription factor
Exons: 6
Coding region: 1-2052 (683 amino acids)
Biological process (GO): DNA-templated transcription; regulation of DNA-templated transcription
Cellular component (GO): nucleus
Molecular function (GO): DNA binding; zinc ion binding; DNA-binding transcription factor activity, RNA polymerase II-specific
Source: RefSeq, a predicted model, not a curated record
AUGUCGUCGCCUAUAGAGCGGCCCGCCAAACGUGUACGACAGGCUUGUGAGCCUUGUCGUCGAAAGAAAGCGCGAUGCUCGGGAGAGAAGCCUGUUUGUUCGCACUGUUCACGAUUGCGACAAGCUUGCAUUUACGCCGACGAGCGACAUGAGAAUGGGCCAUCUCUGAGGAGUGCUUCGCCCACCCCACAACCUCGGACAUCGAGGCAGUCGACGACACAUGACCGCAUACUGGAGGACCGCUUGAGGUCUGUUGAAGCGCAACUUGCCGAAGUGAUUACGAACCAGGAUAGCGUGAGAAGAAGUGCGUCUUCCCAGGUGCCAGAGGUCAUGUCAGAACCUUCAAGGGCUAGCGGAAAUAUUAAUCCCUCCGAGACCCGGCUGCCAUCAUGGGAGGUCAUUCAGACGGCCGCAGAAACAUACCUGCUGUAUUGUGAUUGCCAGCCACUUCCAUUAUUCCAUCGGUCAACAUUCAUUCAGACUCUGAGAUCUCGAGACGGCGAGGUUAUUUUUUCCCUGCUUGCAUUGGCGGCAAGGUUCCUCGAAGAUCCCGCUCUACGCGCGAGUCAAGUGAGUUCUGUUCAUGAAUACAUGGAGGCUGCCCGGACAAUUGUUUCCAAAAAGGUGUUUGAUGGAGUGGUAGAGCUAUCGACCAUUCAAACGCUAUGCCUUCUGAGUCUGGUUGAUUUUACAGAGGGCACCACCCGGCGUGCUAGCAUGCACAGUAGCCUCGCUAUGAGCCUGGCUCAUAAUGCGGGUUUGACUGCCGAAAGCCACUCAGUGCUUUCGGGUCACGAUAAAGAGGAGCGAAGAAGAUGCUUCUGGAGUCUUUUCCUUCUCAAGAGACUGCAUGGAGCCGAUUUUAUGGUAUUGGAUCUAUCAACGGACGAUAAUAACCCACGAUAUCCCGAGAUUACUAGAAGCCCUCUCAGCCCUGCUCAACCAAUUAAUGAGCCCAUUCCGACUGGUGCGGCCUUGGAAGUUCCCAAGGAUAAAGGUGUAAUUGCAUACGCCAUCCAGCUGAGCGAAGUUUGGUUCAAGAUCACAAGAUAUGCCUGGAGGCGUGAAAUACGCAACGCCCUACCCCCAUGGUCUCCAGAAUCCGAGUAUUCCAUCAUACUCGCACAACAAAUGGAUUUCGAGACUCGAGUACCUUAUAGCUACCGGUUUAAGCCCUCCAAAUUCUCCCAAAGAUCAGCUGAAGAAUUGAACACGGCUCGGGAUUACUGGGGGCCAUGGCUCUUAAUCCAAUUCCUCUAUCACACCAACCUCUGUCUACUCAAUCAUCCACUUUUAUUGUCACUUCGACUGCUAAGCUUCAAAGGGGUUAUACCGGAGAUCUUCCUUCAGCAUACAUCUGAUCUCCUGUCAUCUCAUACCUCUUGGAUCAUCAACUUUAUCGAUAUGCUUGAAUCCAAGCCCUACAAAGUCACAGAUCCGUUCUUGGCGCAUUGUGUUGCUAUCGUCGCUACAAUAUACUUGCAGGAGAGUUUCGUAGAUGAUCUGUCAAGAAGACAUGAGAAGCAACAGAAUUUUGAUAAAUGUCUAGGGUUUAUCAGAGGUUUUGGCACUGAAUGGCCACAUGUUGGGCGAAUAGCGGAUAAGCUAGAGGGUUUGAGCCGAACAGUCUCAUCAACAUAUGUGGCCAGCGAUGAGCCGACCCGUAAGAAUCGCAAGUUGCUAAUCGACCUUGGGCAAUUCUUUGAGAUUCUGGAGUAUUCCUCAUCAAGCGAAAUAGCUGGUUCGGCAAGGCAGCUCUUUGGGCCGUCGCUUCAUUCGAGUUUCCGUGCUUCUCGGACGGAAAUGGCGCAGACUUCAAUCCUCCCAGAACCUACCAGAGUUGAGCGACAGGAAUUUGGCACCCCUACAUCGGCGACCAUUCUGGAUAAUCAUACUGGCUUGUCGGAUUUUGGGCAAAGUUCCUCCUUCGAGAUUGCAGCUCCCUUCCAGUUUUCUGAUGAUGAAUUGGCAGUUCUUGCUGGGAACUUUUUUCACCCAAGACCUGAUGUCGAUGGCAAUGCAAACUGGUGGAACAUGGGGAAUUUUCGAUGA